CCCGGCAACUGGAGCUGGUACCUUGCGCUUCACUUGGGGAUUCGAAGUGGGCUUUUAUUUUGGGAGGGCGUCUAGUCCCUGUGUGUUAAUGAGAUUGACGUAGCUACUUCCUCUCCGGAACCGGAGGGCCGACUGGUCUGAGUACCCGCUGGACACCCGGGGCUCGGGGCUGUGGGGCUGGCGGAGGCUGAGGCCCAAGCUACCUCGCUCCGCGAAUCUUCCGCGGGCCGCUGAUGGCCGGAGGCUUCCUGGGGAAGACUUUAGCCGCCGUGUCCCUCUCUGUCGCCCUGGCCUCUGUGACUGUCAAGUACUUGGGCGGGUGCAGCGUCGCGGCGUGCAGAAACUCACUUUCAUCCUGCAGAUUUCAUGUUAAUUCGAACAUGAUGUCUGGUUUUAAUGGUACCAAACAUUCCCACAACAAGGCUCGGACAUCUCCUUAUCCAGGUUCAAAAGUUCAACGCAGCCAGGUUCCUAAUGAUAAAGUGGGCUGGUUUGUUGAGUGGCGUGACUAUAAUCCUGUGGAAUACACUGCAGUUUCUGUCCUGGCUGGACCUCGGUGGGCAGAUCCUCAGAUCAGUGAAAGCAACUUCUCUCCCAAGUUUAAUGAAAAGGAUGGGCAGGUUGAGAGAAAGAGCCAGAAUGGCCUGUAUGAGGUUGAAAAUGGAAGACCUAGAAAUCCUGCAGGACGGACUGGACUGGUUGGCCGGGGGCUUUUGGGGCGAUGGGGCCCCAAUCAUGCUGCAGAUCCCAUCAUAACCAGGUGGAAAAGGGAUAGAAGUGGAAAUAAAAUCACCCAUCCCACUUCUGGGAAAAACAUCUUACAGUUUGUUGCAAUAAAAAGGAAAGACUGUGGAGAAUGGGCAAUCCCAGGGGGGAUGGUGGAUCCAGGAGAGAAGAUUAGCGCCACGCUGAAAAGAGAGUUUGGUGAGGAAGCACUCAACUCCUUACAGAAAUCCAGUGCUGAGAAGAGGGAGCUGCAGGACAAGCUGCACAGGCUCUUCAGCCAGGAACAUCUGGUGAUAUAUAAAGGUUAUGUUGAUGAUCCUCGAAACACUGAUAAUGCAUGGAUGGAGACAGAAGCUGUGAAUUACCAUGAUGAAACAGGUGAAAUAAUGGAUAACCUUACCUUAGAAGCUGGAGAUGAUGCUGGAAAGGUGAAAUGGAUGGACAUCAGCGAUAAACUCAAGCUUUAUGCUAGUCACACUCAGUUCAUCAAGCUUGUGGCGGAGAAACGAGGUGCACACUGGAGUGAGGACUCUGAGACUGGCUGCCCUGGCUAAUAGCUCACAGUCUCCAUGUAAGCCAAAAGCCAGGAAUGGAGCAUGUAUGGAGAAGAAGACAGUAUCAGAACUCAUAUAUAAAAAGGGCAGGGCAGGGCACUUGGAAAUUACUUUAUUCAUUAAAUGACAGGCAGUUAGGUUUUGCAUCAGAAUAAAAUUAGCAGGUGUGAUGAAACAACACAGAAUUUUCUGCUCUUCUGUCAAAAACGCUGUAAACAAUCAUUUUGUAUGUGUUCUACUUAAGCAUGGCUUAAACCAGAUUGAAACGACUGAUGCUCUUUGAAGAAUCAGAAUUUGAACAAAGAUAAAUUUAUAUAAAUUUCUGUUCAGCCGUAACUUCUGCUUUCUGUGUAAUUCUUGUUUGUCAGUUUUGUUUUUCCCCAUUGACUUUUGAGGUAUGAAGGAUAUUCCUACCAUAUCAAGCAUCUCUCAGAGGAAUGCCGAUCUCCAUUGUCUAAUCUGAUUUAUCUUUAAAUUACUUGGUUCACGCUUUGCUUUAUAUGAUCUUGUUGAAGCUGGUUUCAAAAACGGAAACCUUUUGUAUUUUUGACUUUAGAGUUGUAAGUUAUAUGAGGAAAUUUGAGUCACUCUUUUAGUCGAAAAAUAUCAAGAUCAAUGAACAAGAGAUCAUGUCCUCAUUUCCAAAAAUUCUGAAUUACAAAAAUGUGUCCAGAAAACUAGUAAUUUAAAUUUAUAUACGCAUUCCACUCUACCGUAACUGUGGGAAAGGCUACCCACUCUAGUAUUCUGGCCUACAGAAUUCCAUGGACUGUAUAGUCCGUGGGGUCGCAGAAGAGUUGGACAUGACUGAGCGACUUUCACUUUCACUACUGUAACUGUAUGUACCAUAAAUGAAUUAAAAAUGAUGUUCAGAAAGGAAGUGAAAUGAAAUGGAGACAGAGGAGGUCUUUGGGAGUUAAAAGUGUCUUGUUAGGAAGGGAUUGUUAAGUACUGACUUAAGUUUUUGAGGCUCACUGUUAACAUUGUCAUUCCUUGAGGAAAGGAAAGAGUUUGUGUUCCAGGUAUUCUUGGAAGCAGGAAAGAGGAAGGAAAACAACACUGCCUUGUCUCAGUGGACAUUUAUAUCACUUUCUGGCCUAUAUAGCCAUUGGGAAAGUCCCAUAGUGCUAACACUUAUCAACCUGAGGUAGGGACUGUCAUAAUUCCAUCCUCAUUCCUGUUGGACUGUAGAUGGGUCAUCUGAAGAAAAGGUGGUUUAGGGAAUAGAGGCAUGGUUGUUUUCUUCAGAUGUUUGAAAAAGGUAUUAGGCUUACGCUGUAAUUAGAGAACAAAAAUGAGGGCUAAGAUAAAUUAAUAAAAAAAGGCUUCUGUUCCCCCCCCCUCCCUUAUUUAGUGUCAGAACUCUUGGUGGUAAACUUGAACCAAACUGACAGGAGGCUUUUUUCCCUCUGUUUUGCUGAGAAACAUUAGAAUGUUUGAUUUCAGGUUGUUGCCUCAAACCCCUCUGAAAGAGUUAUAAGGUUUAUGUUCAGUAUUAGUUUUCUAAAAUCCAUAAAAUCAUGGUCCUUGGGUGUGUAAUAUGGGACUUGUGCUUGACAAGGAUGGUCUGCUCACUGAGUGAAGGGUAGGACAACCUUGACCCAGUGUGAAAGAAUUUGAUUCUACUUUCACUGUUUGACAGGAAGAAGUUGCCUCUUACUGACACUGAAUAGGAUUUUCUAGAACAAGCUGCUCACAAAAGCUCUUGAAAAAGCUUGAGUACUUGCCUGAAGAAUGACAUUUACUUAUGUUUUAAUAGUUUUCAUGCAUCUAAACUGACAUUAGUAAAGAUUUUAGGUUUAUUAAAAAUUAUCUUUAAAGAAUAACUAAAGCACAUGAUCCAUAGAUAAUAAAUUUUUUGUUGCAUUUUAUAGUUUUCAUUGGAACAUUUACAAACUAUGCAAAGUGAUAAAACUGCUAUACACGGUAGAUAGGGUAGAAGUAGAUAAUCUCAUUGUAAGUAUCCAGCACCAUCUAUAAUAGAGAAAAAACAGAUUAAAAUUUUAGUUUAAGACAUUUCUGGAGGAAUAUCUGCUCCUAUAAUAGGUGAUAUUGCCUUCACAUUUGCUUUUCUUAUAUUUUACAUAUAAGGAACAUUUUUGUUUUUUAGAGACACUUAGUAAAAUAAAUAGUGUGGAUACCAUUUCUUGAAUAUCUAUAUUAUAUCUCUCAAUCCUGACAAGAAUCCUGUGAAGUUAGGUGGUUAUUAUUUCCACUUCACAGAAAUUUAGAGGGGUUGCUCCAAGGUUUAUUCAGUAAGCAACAGAGCUGGGUUUUGCUAGGUCCCAGAAACAAUUCUCUGUCUUUUGUAUUCCAUACUAAGGUUACGAAGUUUUUAUUAUUUCUUACUUUAAGUUUGUAGUUUGGUAGAUUCUUUAUUACUUAAGCAAUACUCAUGUUAUCCAUAGUACAUCUAUGGCUUGUUACUUGAAAUUCAAGGGCCACAUCUGAUUUGCCUAGUGUUACUGAACUUGUUGGCAUAAUCAUGGCCCAGAGACAAUUUGAUAAUAUCUUAACCUAUGGAUGAGUGGUUGCACCCAGUGUUUGUCUUGGUAGCAGGUGUUCUUAAGACUUUAAAGCAUUUCAAACUCAAAUAGAAACAAGAUACUAAAUCUGCUAAAGAGGGCACCUAAAAUUUCUAACCAUUUUCAGAGGCUAAAUGCUACUCUGUCUUACAGUAUAAGGACUUAUGGUGGUUGCUGUUAUUUUCCAAAAUAUUUGUGAAGUUUUAAUAAAUAUAUUGAUUUUAAAGUA
Odocoileus virginianus texanus is the source of this 4034-nucleotide messenger RNA. It is a transcript of the gene NUDT9, whose product is annotated as nudix hydrolase 9. NCBI's taxonomy places the organism in Eukaryota, Metazoa, Chordata, Mammalia, Artiodactyla, Cervidae. The record is from RefSeq and is a predicted model, not a curated record. Gene Ontology annotation, cellular component: mitochondrion. Gene Ontology annotation, molecular function: ADP-ribose diphosphatase activity.